This is a messenger RNA of Otolemur garnettii (small-eared galago), 1391 nucleotides long. RefSeq names its product fibroblast growth factor 5 (gene FGF5). Gene Ontology annotation, biological process: positive regulation of gene expression; cell differentiation; fibroblast growth factor receptor signaling pathway. The transcript has 3 exons. NCBI's taxonomy places the organism in Eukaryota, Metazoa, Chordata, Mammalia, Primates, Galagidae. The coding region runs from base 161 to 970 and encodes 269 amino acids. Gene Ontology annotation, cellular component: cytoplasm. Gene Ontology annotation, molecular function: growth factor activity; fibroblast growth factor receptor binding. The record is from RefSeq and is a predicted model, not a curated record.
GGUGGCCUCUUGCCCUCCCCCCUCUUCCCUCUCUCCGCCUCGAGGCUAUGUCCACCCGGCGGGGCGAGGGGGGCAGCGCCAGAGACACGCAGCCGCGCGGGGGCUACGGAGCCCGGAACCAGCCCUACAAGAUGCGCUUAGGACCCCCGCGGCUGGAAGAAUGAGCUUGUCCUUCCUUCUCCUCCUCUCGUUCAGCCACCUGAUCCUCAGCGCCUGGGCUCACGGGGAGAAGCGCCUCGCCCCCAGAGGGCAACCCGGACCAGCUGCCCCCGAUACGAACCCCGGAGGUUCCAGCAGCCGGCGGAGCAGCGGCGGCACGACGUCUUCCUCCUCCUCUGCCUCCUCCUCCCCCGCGGCUUCUCUGGGCAGCCCGGGAAGCGGCUUGGAGCAGAGCAGUUUCCAGUGGAGCCCCUCGGGGCGCCGCACCGGCAGCCUGUACUGCAGAGUGGGCAUCGGGUUCCAUCUGCAGAUCUACCCGGAUGGCAAAGUCAACGGCUCCCACGAAGCCAACAAAUUAAGUAUUUUGGAAAUAUUUGCUGUGUCUCAGGGGAUUGUAGGAAUACGAGGAGUUUUCAGCAACAAAUUUUUAGCGAUGUCAAAAAAAGGAAAACUCCAUGCAAGUGCCAAGUUUACAGAUGACUGCAAGUUCAGGGAGCGAUUUCAGGAAAACAGCUAUAACACCUAUGCCUCAGUGAUACACAGGACUGAGACCACGGGGCGGGAGUGGUACGUGGCCCUGAAUAAGAGAGGGAAAGCCAAGCGCGGGUGCAGCCCCCGGGUGAAACCCCAGCACGUCUCCACCCACUUCCUACCACGGUUCAAGCAGUCGGAGCAGCCUGAACUUUCUUUCACAGUCACUGUUCCUGAAAAGAAAAAGCCACCUACCCCCACCAAGCCAAAGGUUCCCCUUUCUGUACCUCGGAAAACCCCCAAGACAGUGAAGUACAGACUCAAGUUUCGCUUUGGAUGAUACCCAUUCUGGCCUUGUUAGGAAACAGUUCUUCCCCCCUCAGGAGUUUCUGUAUGUGUCUUCAGGGCUCUGAAGGAACAUUUUCAGACGCAGCUUGAGCUAUACUCAUACUGUAUUGAAGUCAGGUCAUUUGAUUCAGUUUGACUAAAACACAAAUGUUUUUUGCUAGGGAUGGAACUGGAAUCCUUUAAACCAAUCCAGGGAACACGCCGCUUUGGGUCAGUAAGACAUACAGCCUUCUGCUUUAUGCUUAAGGGAUAUUCAGAACUCUGUAUUUUCAGAACGUUGAUAACAUGAACUAUGUAUUUUUCUGACUUUUACAGAUCAACUUGAAAGAACAUUCAUGAUACAUUUUUUAUUUUUGGUUUCUAAAGAAUAUUUUGAUGCAGAUAAAAUAUUUUAUUAAAUUUUGGGUUUUUUU